CAUAUAUACGGACUGGGUUACAUGUUGUGACAAAUAUAAGUCAUUUUUAUUCCUAAUUAUCGGGAACAUCCCAUUCAUUAUCUUUGUUGGACCAUUUUCUCCGCUUAAAAAAAAAAUCCGAUGUUUUGGACAACACUUGAAAGCAGCAGCAGCCACCACCACAUCAGUGACGUCAGCGCGUCACGUUCACUGUCGUGUUUGUAAACUUCCUGGGGAAGCAGUAGCAGCUGGCAUUUCUAGCCAAAUGCAAGGCGACUAAAUCGACACAUAAUUUAAAAAAAAAACAAAUGACAACGUAAAGUGAAUUAAAUCUGUUGUCUGUACAAGUUAGUGACGGUGUUACCGCGAGCAGCAGCCAUGAUGGCGUCUAGUUACAACGCUAAAGACGAGGACGGACACAUCACCGUGACCGGGCCCGGGGGAGGCUCUCUGCGGGGCAAGAAGCCCGAGAACACGGCGUUUAAACAGCAGAGACUCCCCGCAUGGCAGCCCAUCCUCACGGCGGGCACCGUCCUGCCUGCCUUCUUCAUCAUCGGACUCAUCUUCAUCCCCAUCGGCAUCGGCCUGUUCGUAACGUCCAACAACAUCAAGGAGUUUGAGAUCGACUACACAGGAGUCGACAUGUCCAGUCCGUGUUUUAACUGCUCCCAGAACUUCAGCUGGAACAGCACGAAGCCUUGUACCUGCACAAUACCCUUCUACCUGGACCAGCCAUAUGAAAGCAACGUCUUCAUGUAUUAUGGCCUCUCCAACUUCUACCAAAAUCACCGUCGCUACGUCAAGUCAAGAGAUGACAGCCAGCUGAAUGGAGACAUGGAGUCUCUCAAGACACCCAGCAAGGAGUGUGAGCCAUAUGCUUAUCAUGAAAACAAGCCAAUCGCACCGUGCGGAGCCAUCGCCAACAGCAUGUUCAACGACACCUUGGAGCUGUUUUACAACGACCCAAACGGCACAAAGGUCCAGAUUCCUCUGACGACUACUGGUAUCGCCUGGUGGACGGACAAGCAUGUGAAGUUCAGGAACCCUGGAAACAGCCCAAACCUCACAGCUGUUUUCCAAGGUACGACGAAGCCGGUGAACUGGCGCAAGCCUGUGUACGAGCUAAGCAGCGACCCAAACAACACCGGCUUCAUCAACGAGGAUUUCAUCGUCUGGAUGCGAACCGCCGCCCUGCCGACCUUCCGCAAACUCUACCGCAUCAUCAGUAAGAACAACAACAACAUGGUUCCAACUCUCGCCCGCGGAAACUACACUCUGGAGGUCGUCUACAAUUAUCCUGUUCGCAGCUUUGAGGGCAGGAAGCGGAUGAUCCUGAGCACCAUCUCCUGGAUGGGGGGCAAGAACCCGUUCCUGGGCAUCGCUUACAUCACAGUGGGCUCCGUCUGCUUCUUCCUGGGCGUCGUCCUGCUGAUCAUUCACCACAAAUACGGCAACCGCAACAACAGUGCCGACAUCUCUAACUGAGACACCGGCUGUAGUGUAGUUCACCUGCACUGCGGCAAACAGUGAUCCUGUGACACAUCAGACAUGUAAACUUUCAUCUGGCUUUUCACCUGGAGUUGUAGAUGAAUUUAAAAAUAAUAUCCACUUGAACUUCCUCAGCAGUCAAACAUUAGUUUUCUGGUUUAAAAUCUCUUUGUGAUGGCUGAUUAUUUGCCAAAGUGAAUGAAAAAGUAGUCAAAAAUCAGCAGCCACUGUCAAUGUCUUAUCACUUUCUGUAGAUUUUUAAUCCUGGUAACAUUAGAAACCAUGUAGCUGGGUAUCAGACUGAUGUGUCACAUGAUCAACUGCCUUAAGAGUCAAAUAUGAACUCAAGAGAGUUCCUGUUCAGGCCUGGAAAGACUUGAAAAAGACUUAAUAAAAGACGUUUCAGGUCUGUAAAAGUUUGGGAAUCACAAAAAAGUUAAAUUUUGGGAUUUAAACAACCUCAGUCCCACAAAUACACAAAAAUAAUACUUGGUGGCUGAUUCUGGUAGCUUUUAAGAUGUAGUCAUCUCAAAUUUGACUGAUUUUAGGUCACAAACCAAAAUUAAUAAAGUCGGGAAUCAGGAAUUUGAACUCAUGCCCUUAGUACUUCUAAAAUCAUGGCUAUAGCUGUGGCUGGGACGAAUAUAGUCAAUAAUAUGUGACCAGUUUCUAAAAUUUCAUACUGAGAAAACUGCAAAUAUUCAAUGAAUUAUAGUUACUAUAUUGGGGAUAUAACAGGUGUUCCACAGGGCUCCGUACUUGGCCCACUUCUAUUCUCAGUGUAAAUGCUCCCACUUGGCCAAAUGAUACAACAAUGUGAAUUUUUAGAGCUUUGCAGACGACACACCUGAUCACCCAAACAGUCAACAUGAUCAUUAUUGGAGUUGAUUAGAAGAAAGACAUUUUCUAUCUGAAGCAAAAAGCUUGAUCAUUUUUCCAGAGUCUUAACCAAAACAAGUAAACGAGAGCCUCGCGAACUUUCCGGACCUGUGUAGGAUCUCUGAUGUGUUUGUGCAGUUAAGGUGAAUACUACUUCUACUACUACUAAGUCUUGAGUUGCAUGCUGGGUAUCAGAGUUGUAAGUGUGAUCACUGAGCUGCUCGAGUGGCUCAUCUUUGUGCCUCGUUUCGUCUGUAACGUCAACACGCUUUCAAACUAAUAUCAUGCUUUUACUGAGUCAUAGCACUGAAAAAACGUGCCAGAUCCACGUGAGGAGGAACAUUAAAACUGACAGUUUGGAAGCUGUACAAAUGACAUGUUUAUUUUUUUUGUAUUUAUUUGACUGUUUUAAGAAAUGUUUGCAUUGUUAAGCCAGUAUUUGCACGCCAGACCUCAGGGGUUGCAGAAAAAUGUACUUUUCAGUGGUGUCGCAGCUUCAUUCAUUGUUGUUUACGUGCAAUAAUAAUAUUAACGGAUUAUCAAUACAGCAUGACUGAUCAGUAGUACAUUAAGAUUCAAUACAAGUGAUUAAAUGUUUAUAUGUUUGCCACUCAACAUUUACACUACAGAGUGAAUCUAACAAGUAGUUUAACACUCACAUCCUGCCAUUUUCAGCUGUUUAGAAGCUGAGAAACUAACAAGCUUGUAAAACGGACACUGCAUGUUGAAAUGUACUGAGUAAAAAUGUGUUGUUGUUUUUUUUUCUUCGUACAUUUCAUCAAGAUAAAUUGUAAUAAAGAGAUGCACUUGAUUUGACUUUUGUUUUUGAUACUCCAUCUGUAAUUGUAUUGUUGCUUUAAAAGAAUAAAUUUGUCUUUUAAAAAUUAAA
Messenger RNA from Thunnus maccoyii (southern bluefin tuna), 3235 nucleotides. Its product is annotated as cell cycle control protein 50A-like. The record is from RefSeq and is a predicted model, not a curated record. The coding region runs from base 358 to 1464 and encodes 368 amino acids. Gene Ontology annotation, biological process: phospholipid translocation. The transcript is spliced from 7 exons. Gene Ontology annotation, cellular component: Golgi apparatus; plasma membrane; endoplasmic reticulum. Lineage: Eukaryota; Metazoa; Chordata; Actinopteri; Scombriformes; Scombridae.